Durio zibethinus is the source of this 2130-nucleotide messenger RNA. Lineage: Eukaryota; Viridiplantae; Streptophyta; Magnoliopsida; Malvales; Malvaceae. The record is from RefSeq and is a predicted model, not a curated record.
AUGGCAGACGUGCAUAUGGGAUCAGAGUCAGAGACCUUCGCUUUCCAAGCGGAGAUCAACCAGCUCUUGAGCUUGAUCAUCAACACUUUCUACAGUAACAAAGAGAUCUUCCUUCGUGAGCUCAUCAGCAACGCUUCUGAUGGGAGAUUGGCAUUGGAUAAGAUCCGAUUUGAGAGUUUAACGGACAAGAGCAAACUCGAUGCUCAGCCGGAGCUCUUUAUCAGAAUCAUCCCUGAUAAAGCCAAUAAAACCCUUUCUAUCGUGGAUAGUGGCAUUGGCAUGACCAAAGCAGAUUUGGUAAAAAAUUUGGGGACAAUUGCGAGGUCUGGAACAAAGGAGUUCAUGGAGGCAUUACAAGCUGGAGCUGAUGUCAGCAUGAUUGAGAAGGUGAUUGUCACCUCAAAGCACAAUGAUGAUGAUCAAUAUGUUUGGGAGUCUCAGGCAGGUGGAUCUUUUACUGUCACCCGGGAUGUGGGUGGUGAACCUCUUGGCAGAGGUACCAAAAUCACCCUGUUCCUUAAAGAAGAUCAGUUGGAGCACUUGGAGGAGAGGAGGAUAAAGGACCUCGUGAAGAAGCAUUCUGAGUUUAUCAGCUAUCCAAUUUACCUAUGGACUGAGAAGACUACUGAAAAGGAGCUCAGUGAUGAUGAAGAUGAGGACACGAAGAAGGAAGAGGAAGGUGAUGUGGAGGAUGUUGAUGAGGAUAAGGAAAAGAAAUCAAAGAAGAAGAAGGUUAAGGAGGUGACCCAUGAGUGGCAACUUAUCAACAAGCAGAAACCAAUUUGGUUGAGAAAGCCAGAGGAGAUUACGAAGGAGGAAUAUGCAUCGUUCUAUAAGAGUCUCACAAAUGAUUGGGAGGAUCACCUUGCUUUGAAGCACUUUUCUGUUGAGGGACAGCUUGAGUUCAAGGCAAUCCUGUUUGUGCCCAAGAGGGCCCCGUUUGAUCUCUUUGACACAAGGAAGAAGUUGAACAAUAUUAAGCUUUAUGUUAGGAGAGUGUUCAUCAUGGACAACUGUGAAGAACUCAUUCCUGAAUAUCUGUCAUUUGUCAAGGGCGUUGUGGACUCUGAUGAUCUCCCUUUGAAUAUCUCUCGUGAAAUGCUGCAGCAGAACAAGAUUCUUAAAGUGAUUAGAAAGAAUCUGGUGAAGAAAUGCAUUGCGAUGUUUUUUGAGAUUGCCGAGAACAAAGAGGACUACACCAAGUUCUAUGAAGCUUUCUCCAAGAACAUCAAGCUGGGCAUUCAUGAAGAUAGCCAGAAUAGGGCUAAGCUUGCUGACUUGCUAAGGUAUUAUUCUACGAAGAGUGGUGAUGAGAUGACCAGCUUGAAGGACUAUGUUACUAGGAUGAAGGAAGGCCAGAAAGAUAUCUACUACAUCACUGGUGAGAGCAAGAAAGCUGUUGAGAACUCACCAUUCCUUGAGAAACUCAAGAAGAAGGGAUAUGAAGUGCUGUUCAUGGUUGAUGCUAUUGACGAAUAUGCUGUUGGACAAUUGAAGGAGUACGAUGGAAAGAAGCUAGUGUCUGCAACUAAAGAAGGGCUCAAGCUUGAUGAGGAAUCUGAAGAAGAGAAGAAGAAGAAGGAGGAGAAGAAGAAGUCCUUUGAAAACCUUUGCAAGACGAUCAAAGAGAUUCUAGGAGAAAAGGUUGAGAAGGUUGUUGUGUCUGACAGAAUUGUAGACUCUCCUUGCUGUUUGGUCACUGGAGAAUACGGAUGGACGGCCAACAUGGAGAGAAUCAUGAAGGCCCAGGCUCUGAGAGACAACAGUAUGAGCGCUUACAUGUCUAGCAAAAAGACAAUGGAAAUCAACCCAGACAACGGCAUAAUGGAGGAGCUAAGGAAGAGGGCUGAAGUUGACAAAAAUGAUAAGUCAGUCAAGGACUUGGUACUGCUGCUCUACGAGACUGCUCUUUUGACUUCUGGUUUCAGCUUGGAUAAUCCCAACACAUUUGCAGCAAGAAUUCACAGGAUGUUGAAGCUGGGUUUGAGCAUUGAUGAUGAUGACACUGCCGAUGCCGAUGAUGUUGAUAUGCCAUCUUUGGAGGAAGAGAGGAACGAGGAGAGCAAGAUGGAAGAGUGGUUUGUCCCAUGGCCAUGUACUAUUUACCCUGUUGAGAGAUGUUACAUCUGA